Molecule: messenger RNA, 1610 nt
Organism: Chlorocebus sabaeus (green monkey)
Lineage: Eukaryota; Metazoa; Chordata; Mammalia; Primates; Cercopithecidae
Source: RefSeq, a predicted model, not a curated record
UUUAACUGCUGUGUAGCAUGGUAUGCACCCUUAGGCAUUGUAAUGUAUAUCAUUGUAAUACAGUAUCAUCUGCUGACAUCAUCUUCUCCAAUGUAUUUAAGCAAUUAUUGAUUAAUAAUGACCAAUUUUAUUUAAAAACUCUUCGGAAUAGAUUAAAUGCUAGAUAUCAGUCCCAGUGUACCAAGAAUACUAUUUUUUAAAUGUUUUCUUCCCAGUUUUAAAAGUUUGCUGCCUAACAAUUAAUUCAAAUGUUGUUAUUUUACUGCCCUGGGAAUGCUGUCAUCUUAUUCGGAAGAUACUACCUGAUAUCAGCACAAUUGUAGGAUCAAUGGAAGAGCACAACACAUCCUCUACAGACUUCGCUUUCAUGGGGCUGUUCGACAGAAAGGAAACCUCAGGUCUUCUUUUUGCCAUCAUCUCUAUCAUCUUCGUCACCGCACUGAGGGCCAAUGGGGUUAUGAUCUUCCUGAUCCAAACAGAUUUGCGCCUUCAUACACCCAUGUACUUCCUCCUCAGCCACCUUUCCUUAAUUGACAUGAUGUACAUUUCCACCAUUGUGCCUAAGAUGCUAAUUGAUUACCUGCUGGAUCAAAGGACCAUUUCCUUUGUGGGGUGCACAGCUCAACACUUCCUCUACCUUACCCUUGUGGGAGCUGAAUUCUUCCUGUUGGGCCUCAUGGCCUAUGACCGCUAUGUGGCCAUCUGCAACCCUCUGAGAUACCCUGUCCUCAUGAGCCGCCGAGUCUGUUGGAUGAUUAUAGCAGGUUCCUGGUUUGGGGGCUCUUUGGAUGGCUUCCUCCUAACUCCCAUCACCAUGAGCUUUCCCUUCUGCAAUUCCCGGGAGAUCAACCACUUCUUCUGUGAGGCUCCGGCAGUCCUGAAGUUGGCAUGUGCAGACACAGCCCUCUACGAGACAGUGAUGUACGUGUGCUGUGUUUUGAUGCUGCUGAUUCCUUUCUCUGUAGUCCUUGCUUCCUAUGCCCGAAUCCUGACCACAGUGCACCGCAUGAGCUCAGUGGAGGGCAGGAAGAAGGCCUUUGCCACUUGUUCAUCCCACGUGACUGUGGUGUCCUUGUUCUAUGGGGCUGCCAUGUACACCUAUAUGCUACCACACUCCUACCACACGCCUGCCCAGGACAGAGUCCUCUCUGUGUUUUACACAUUCUCACACCCUGCUGAACCCCUCACCUACAGCCUUAGAAACAAGGAUGUGACUGGAGCUCUGAAGAGGGCCUUGGGGAGGUUCAAAGGUCCUCAAAGGGUGUCAACAGGUGUCUUUUGAUAGUCGACUCCUUCCCAUGCGUGUGGUAAAUGGGAGACUCUGUGGUCACUGUGGCUGUGCUUUCAUUGAAAGAUGAAGCAAAAAGGGAGGGAGUGAUAUGAUUACCAUAUUGGUUUUUUGUCUAGGGUUUCUGGUUCAUAACUCCAUGGUUAUGUUCCAAUGUUGUGGUUCUUGAGGCCUCAGAAAACCGAAUCUCUCUCUGUGAUCUUUGCCUUCCCUCUUUUCACCUGCUUCUUUUUCUCCCCAAAGAAAACCUUAGAAACAAAAAAUAUAAUCCAAUCUUUGCCCACUUUUUAUCACAAAGAAAUUAUCUGACUACCUUGUCUGA